AUGCACAGCCUCUCACGCCGGUUCAGUGCCGCCACCCUCUUCCUGGUCCUAUGCCUGCAGCUGGGAAUCAGCAAGGCUCAGGAUAGCACAAGUAUUCGAAAACCACUUAAAUUUUAUUUAGACGUUCCAAAAUCUGCAAUGUCAGGCGAGGAGAUCACUGUGAAACUUGGACUUGAGACAGAAUAUAGAGAAUGUUUGGUGGUCAAAGCUUACCUUGUAAGUCCUACCCCAAUGGAAGGUAACUUCAGUUUUAACCAAACCCGCUGCCUCUGUAAUGAUUAUAGAGUAACAUUCUACUGGGACUUUCCAGUCCACGAAACUGUCAAUUUUGCAAUAGUGGUUGAAAUUACUAAGGAUAAAAACAUCUGCCCUAACGAUGUGGCAGUGGUGCCCAUCAAUGGAGACAGGUAUCACACUUUUCGCACUGUGUCCGUGAUCUAAUGGAAGCUUUUUAUGUCUCUGAAAGCCAAAGUAAUUUUUCUCUAAGUAAAAUUGACCGGAAUAUCCA
Messenger RNA from Peromyscus maniculatus bairdii (prairie deer mouse), 508 nucleotides. RefSeq names its product prolactin-inducible protein homolog. Gene Ontology annotation, biological process: proteolysis; regulation of immune system process. The record is from RefSeq and is a predicted model, not a curated record. Gene Ontology annotation, cellular component: extracellular region. Gene Ontology annotation, molecular function: aspartic-type endopeptidase activity. Lineage: Eukaryota; Metazoa; Chordata; Mammalia; Rodentia; Cricetidae.